Diaporthe amygdali is the source of this 288-nucleotide messenger RNA. RefSeq lists its product as uncharacterized. NCBI's taxonomy places the organism in Eukaryota, Fungi, Ascomycota, Sordariomycetes, Diaporthales, Diaporthaceae. The transcript is spliced from 2 exons. The record is from RefSeq and is a predicted model, not a curated record. The coding region runs from base 1 to 288 and encodes 95 amino acids.
AUGAUAGACCACGCGCAAACAGGCCCCUCUGGACUAGAGAUUGUCCAACAGAAGUCCCAAGAGAGUGGUUCUGGUGCGGGACCCGGUCGAUGGGCGGUGGUCUCCGUGGGGCGACUGCUUCAAGGCAAGUCCAUGCUCGGGCUAACCCUGGAGCACGUCCUCCGAUCAGCGGGGGCGUGUGAGGAAGAAUUCGGCGUCGAUGGACUUGGCGGCCAAGACGUAUUGGCCAAGGACCGGGCUAUCAGAUCAUCUAAUCUUAUCAGAUGGGCCGAGGACUCUGAGGACUAG